This is a messenger RNA of Eimeria necatrix, 1026 nucleotides long. RefSeq lists its product as hypothetical. Gene Ontology annotation, cellular component: cytoplasm. The coding region runs from base 1 to 1026 and encodes 341 amino acids. Lineage: Eukaryota; Apicomplexa; Conoidasida; Eucoccidiorida; Eimeriidae. The transcript is spliced from 2 exons. Gene Ontology annotation, biological process: positive regulation of cytoplasmic translation. Gene Ontology annotation, molecular function: mRNA binding; single-stranded RNA binding; zinc ion binding. The record is from RefSeq and is a predicted model, not a curated record.
AUGGACAUGCACCUACGCAACGGAAAAGUGGUACAACCUCCACCAGAACCAAACGCAGGAAAGCCGAAUAUAGUUGUAUCAAAUGGCACGGGGUUAGUGCAUACGUCCCAGAGGUCCAUUGGGUACGAGGACGGCAAGAAUAUGAGGAAUUUCCUCGACCUUGUGGAGUUAGAUUUCAUCGAACGAGGGCUGGAAAAGCGGCAGUGGGGAGAAGAACUCAAAAGAUAUCUGACGGGCGACGCCUUGGGAUACUGGUUGUAUCUGCGUCGCACGGGAGUACCCCUGACUGAUUGGGAGCAACUGAGACAGCGAUUCUGUGCGCAAUUCUGUAACAUAACAAAGGAACGGAUGAAAGUCAUGAUAGCGGAGAAUGUAUGGCGGGGUGAUCACCAAGCAUACUCCGCGCGUUUUGCGGCUAUCGUGGCCCAAGGGGUAUCGAUGGCACCAGACCUGUUGGUGGGUUACUACUUGGCCAACCUGCCGGUAGAAAUAUACCGGGAGAUAACUCGAGGGGGAACAAGGAAAUUGGCGGACUGGCAGGAAGCAGCCGCAGCACUGGCUACCACGGCGGCACCAUGGAGGGAUUCAUGCGAAGACCGCCUCCGAUUCCAGCGGGACUUAGAGGAUGCCAAGCGUAGAUGGGCUAACGGGGGGCGAGAGCCGUGUCUACAGCGCGAACGAGAGAGCAGGGGAAACAGACGGAAUGACCCUACAGACUCACGCUGUUACGCGUGCAGCGGAAGGGGACAUGUGAGCAGGGACUGUCCGCUCCGCAAUGGAGCGACGCGACGGAUUGGGGAAACGUGCUCCAGGUGUGGGGGCCGGGAUCACUACGCUAGAGACUGUCCCACGCCGGCAGACCCAACACCUACGCCCAGUUCUCCCGUCCUCGACUGGCCGGCAGCGUAUUCUAAGUGCCCUGUGUUCAGCGAGCCUUAUAACGCUGCCUCUACCAAGCCGGGUGAAGUUGUUCAACUGGAGUUCCAACAUCGUCGUCAUACCUUCCGUUUUGUUCUGCCCUACUAA